AUGACGACGCGGACGCUUUCGUCGAGUGAUCGAGGUCUUUUACCAGAUGACACACAGCGAUCGAGUGCGGAAGCUGGAAAAGAACAGCGAGAAGGCAACGCAGGCGCGGACUCCGCGGAGACGAGUCGGAGAGAGCCGCGGGCGCGCUUCAGCUACGAUUUUUCGCCAAUGAGCGUGGUGGUGAAGGAAAAGUCCAAGCGAUGGUACGAAUUCCUCACCUCCCUCAUGGCCAUCUUGGGCGGGACCGUCUCGACCUUCACCAUCGUGGAGCUCACCAGUGGAGCAGUCGAGACGGUCGGUACUGCUGUGAAGGAUGCCUUGGGGAAGAAGAACUACGAAGAAGUCCUCGCCGCGGACGCGUUCCCGGCGAGGUAUAGAUCGGUGAUGAGCUGGGGAAACAAACGGUCAUGGAACGACGACUCGUGGAAGGAUUCGGGCUAUAGCAACAAAGGGGCUUAUUGGUCAAACACCAAGAGGUCCAGGACCGAUGACUGGAAGGACAACAAUGGUGGCUCUUGGGGUCAGGGUGGCCGGCGGCGAGACCGUGAGCCCUACAAGACCAAGGAGGACCUCGACGCCGAUCUGGAGAAGUACUUCGGACGCUCGACCGAGGGCGACGGGGGAACCAAGGCCUUUGAAAGCACGGAAGAUAUUGAAGCAAAGUGGAACACUGCCAAAUCCCUGGACCAUGAUUUGGAUACCUACAUGAAUCGAAAAGGAGAGGAGGGGAAAAAGGACGAGGCUAAAGAGCCUGAAGCCGAAGCCGACGAGGCUGAAGAAGCCGAGAAGGGGAAAGAAGACUCCUGA
Durusdinium trenchii is the source of this 807-nucleotide messenger RNA. NCBI's taxonomy places the organism in Eukaryota, Dinophyceae, Suessiales, Symbiodiniaceae. The record is from the annotation of a GenBank genome assembly.